AUGAAAUUCUCUUCGGUGACAAUCGCAGCGUUUUUGGCUUGUGCCAAGAUGGUGUUUGCCGAUUCUGAAAAAUUCGGUUUCUUGGUGCUCAGAUCAGGAACUCCUUUGCAAUUUGCGUCUGUUUACGCUCAGGACUCGAAGUUGUACUUUGGUAGCUCAUCUUCAGCUCUUGAUGGAGUGGUCACUGACGACGGAAAGUUGAAGCUCUCAGACAACACAUUUGCCAAGGUGAGCUCCGAUGGAUCGCUUGUAGAAGGCUCUGAAGCAGACGCCGCUACUGGGUUUUCGAUCUCCGACGGCUACCUUGCUUUCAACGGCAAGGAGGGCUUUACUGCGAUCUCUUCGGGCUCUACAUACGUGGUUUCGACCAAGGACGCGGGCUCGAACGACACACCGGUUGCUGUGAAAGCCACAUCUUUCUCUAACCCCGGCUCUUCCGUGCCGGAUUUCUCCUCUAAGGGCUCUUCGUCUUCUUCCAGCUCUACUGGAGCUUCUACCACCGCUGCUGCCAUUUCCCAGAUCUCUGACGGCCAAAUCCAGGUCUCAACAGGCUCUGCGACUCCAAAGACCUCCUCGAACGUGGCACCCGUCUCCCAGAUUUCUGACGGACAGAUCCAGGCCUCGACAGGUUCUGCGGCUCCGAAGACCUCUUCAAACGUGGCCCCAAUCUCCCAGAUCUCUGACGGCCAAAUUCAAGCAUCUGCUCCCACCAAGACCUCUUCCAACUUGGCACCCGUCUCCCAGAUCUCUGACGGUCAAAUUCAAGCAUCUACAGGUUCUGCGGCUCCAAAGACCUCUUCAAAUGUGGCCCCAAUCUCUCAGAUCUCUGACGGUCAGAUUCAGGCCCCUAAAAGUUCUGCUGCUUCGAAAAACUCCUCGACCGUGGCACCAAUCUCCCAGAUCUCUGAUGGCCAAAUCCAAGCCUCUACAGGAUCAACUGCUCUGAAGACAACCUCCACUGUGGCCCCAAUCUCACAGAUUUCUGAUGGCCAAAUCCAGGCCACAACCCGCGCCCCAGCUUCUAGCUCUGUUGCCAAGUCUACGGCCUCUGCCAUAUCUCAAAUCUCUGACGGUCAAGUUCAGGCUGCUUCUGUCUCAAGCGGCACCGCAAAAUCAACCGCAUCUGCAAUUUCUCAAAUUUCUGACGGCCAGGUUCAACAGGCCUCGUCCGUCACUAUCCAAACCCAAUCUGUGAACGGUGCUUCCCAUGAACUGGUUGGUUUUGGUGCCGCUUUUGCUGCUGUGGCCGUUGCUCUAUUGUAA
Lachancea lanzarotensis is the source of this 1263-nucleotide messenger RNA. It is a transcript of the gene CWP1, whose product is annotated as LALA0S02e02608g1_1. The record is from RefSeq and is a predicted model, not a curated record. Gene Ontology annotation, cellular component: cell wall. Bases 1 to 1263 code for a protein of 420 amino acids. NCBI's taxonomy places the organism in Eukaryota, Fungi, Ascomycota, Saccharomycetes, Saccharomycetales, Saccharomycetaceae. The transcript has a single exon. Gene Ontology annotation, molecular function: structural constituent of cell wall.